Molecule: messenger RNA, 1078 nt
Organism: Racocetra persica
Lineage: Eukaryota; Fungi; Glomeromycota; Glomeromycetes; Diversisporales; Gigasporaceae
Source: the annotation of a GenBank genome assembly
UCCUAGCGCUGUACAACAAUUAUUUGAUUCAGACAUUAACAAAGAUGCAAAAAAACUUUCAAGAUCAGAUUCGCAUAGUUCAACUGAAAGCAAAAAAAUCAUUCUAAACCGUCAAAGUCCAAGUGUUAACGUCAUGGAUGCUCCUAAUGUAGAAGAUACGCCUCCUCCUCCUUAUGAUGGAAAAACAAAUCCACUUGACGUCAAUGAAAUUUCUCAAAAUUCCAUUUUACCACCUCCUUCUCCGACAAAAUUACAUUCUUCUGAUGCUUCAAAUCUAUCUGCUUCUGGUUCUUUAUUUGACGGUUUGGAUCCUGCAAAGUUAAAGCAACCUAAACGUACCGAAUCUGCUCCUGAUAUCGCCGAGUUGUUUGCUGAAAGUAAAGAUCUGAGUAAUAAUCAAACUACUUCCCAUUCUGCUGCAAAAUCUAUGGUAAACUUAACUACUUUGAAUCAGAAGAAUGCAUCUCUCAUGAAUAAGGCAUUUCCGGAUACUCCUCAACAAUAUCUUGAAAAAUUGCGUGAUACUUUAUCAAAAUCUGAAUUGGCAACCUUGCUUGCAAAAAGCAAAGACAUAUUUCAUGAAGCUGUGUUGCGAACGUAUAUGGAGACUUUUGAUUUUCACAGUGAUCCCAUUGAUAUAGCUUUACGGAAAUUUUUGUUGGAUUGCUGCUUACCAAAGGAGACGCAACAAAUAGAUCGCGUCAUGGAAGCAUUUGCUAAAAGAUAUCAUGAGUGUAAUCCAGAUGUGUUUUCAAAUUCAGAUGUAGCUUACGUCUUAGCUUUUGCAAUGUUGAUGUUACACACUGAUGCAUUUAACAAAAGUGUAAAGCGUAAAAUGACAAAGGAUGAAUUCGUAAAUAAUACAAGGAUCGACGGUGUGCCGAGAGAAAUCCUUGAGAUUCUUUACGACAAUAUAACUUUUGCUCGAUUUAUAUAUGCUGAUGAUGAUACGGAUGUCAAUGGACAAACGAUGCUUACAUCUUCAUCAGAAAAUAGGCGAUCUAGAAUAUUUGGUACCUUAAAAGAACGCAGAAAAUCUUCGUUUGUAAGAAAUGAUCCGUACUUUGUAAUACAACAU